Messenger RNA from Anopheles cruzii, 1906 nucleotides. Its product is annotated as acyl-CoA Delta-9 desaturase. The record is from RefSeq and is a predicted model, not a curated record. NCBI's taxonomy places the organism in Eukaryota, Metazoa, Arthropoda, Insecta, Diptera, Culicidae. Gene Ontology annotation, biological process: unsaturated fatty acid biosynthetic process. Bases 1 to 1176 code for a protein of 391 amino acids. Gene Ontology annotation, molecular function: stearoyl-CoA 9-desaturase activity; iron ion binding. Gene Ontology annotation, cellular component: endoplasmic reticulum membrane. The transcript is spliced from 4 exons.
AUGGCCCCCAAUGUGUCGGAUACGGUAGCAACGGCUGGUGAAACCGGGGUGGACGAGGUUGUUUCCUGCAUCGACAAUCAACCCGGACGGACACGGAAGCGGAUAGAUUUCGCAAAUGAACCCCUGCAGCCGGCCACCGUCAGCGACCGCAACAACAACACCAGUAAUGAGUGUGAUCACGGAACAGCUGAACCGUUCCGAGCACAAAUACGGUGGCCCGAUUUGCUGGCCCAGCUCUUCGUCCACGUAGGAUUCGUGAUCGGACUCCUGCAGCUGGUGACACUACAGGCAAAGCUGUACACAUUCCUGUGGACCAUCCUGUUGGUGUGGGCCUCUGGAUUAGGCAUAACGGCCGGAGCCCACCGGCUGUGGUCACACAAAUCAUACAAAGCUCGCUGGCCAUUCCGUUUGUUGCUAAUGUUCUUAUUUACGAUUUGUGGGCAGCGUGAUGCGUAUACUUGGGCCCACGAUCAUCGCGUUCACCACAAGUACUCGGAAACGGACGCCGAUCCCCACAACGCGAAGCGAGGCUUUUUCUUCGCCCACGUCGGCUGGGUUUUCCUGACGCCCCACCCGGAGGUGGUGGCGAAGCGGAAAAUCAUCGACAUGAGCGAUCUCCUGGCGGACCCGAUCGUGAUGGCACAGCGCAGAUACUACAUUCCGCUGUUCGCACUGCUAGUCAUCGGAAUGCCAGUCCUGGUGCCGUGGUACUGCUGGGAGGAACGUUUGUCGGUGGCGUUUUGGGUGUGCUUCACCUUGCGCUUCACCACGACGCUCAACAUUGCGUUCUUCGUGAACAGUGUGGCGCACAUGUUUGGCAACCGGCCGUACGACAAGAGCAUCAGCCCGGUGGAAAACCUGGCCGUGGCGAUCGCGGCAAUGGGCGAAGGAUGGCACAACUAUCAUCACGUGUUUCCGUGGGAUUACAAAACGAGCGAGCUGGGCGACUAUCUGUUCAACGUUACCACCGGUUUCAUUGACUGCUUCGCACGCCUCGGUUGGGCUUAUGAGCGCAAGUCGGUUCCCCCGGAAGUAAUCGCACGCAGGGCAGCAAAGUGUGGUGAUGGAACGCGCUUUCUGACCGAUGAAUACGCCCAUCAGGACGCGGUUUGGGGAUACGGUGAUGAGGAUAUAUCUAAGGAAGACAUCGACGCCAUAGUGCGGAGUCAAAACUAAACCGCGGCGUGCGCAUUGAGGUGUGAUUUCAACCCAAGUAUAUGUAAACUGUUUAUUUUUUUAUAAUGUGAAGAAUCCGUGUUCCGAAUGCUAGAAGAUGAUGUCGGAAAAGAGGUGCCGUAACGACCUAGAUCCGUAGCAUUUGAAUGUGUCUCGGAGCAUUUCACUGAGGCACGCAAACGUGUAAGGUUAUCAGCUGUGUGUGGAUACCGUAUAACGCUUUACGACUCAGGAAUUGCGUCUGCCAUCGAAGCGCACAUUUUUUAACCGUUUAGUUACGUAGUUCAUGUUCCUGGAAUAAUGGUUUGGUAACGGGGGUAAGAGAAGAGAUAAAAUACGAUCACCUCAACAAGCACCAGGGUGCCAAGUGUACCAGGUCCAGACUCUAACGGGGGGUUGAUUCGAUAACAGCCGAGAGACCAAAGCUAACAUUCGACCAAACACGAGGCAGACAAUCAGAUUUGCGUGGAAUAAUAAAAAACUCGCUCGCUGUGUAUGCAAUACGGUUGGCUGAGAAGAAAAACUCGAUCAAAACCAUGACCUUUCUUCACUCUCGCCAAAAAGUAAGAUCUCGGCGGACGGCGGUACCUGCUUAAAAUAGCGAGCGCACGAGUCUCGCAAGUCGUACAAUCAAACCGAUCACUGAGCGACCGAUUAAUAGUUGCGUAUCCGGUUUUUGAUGUGUAACAAUAAAAACGAAUGUAAAUAUGGCCCCGUGUCUUGGAGCUUA